AGACAGGAAGACAGGACCAUGUCGAAGGGCCCCGGGCCCGGCGGCUCCGCAGCUUCCUCGGCGCCCCCGGCCGCUACCGCUCAGGUGCUGCAGGCGCAGCCCGAGAAACCGCAGCACUACACGUACCUGAAGGAGUUCCGCACAGAGCAGUGCCCGCUCUUUGUGCAGCACAAAUGCACGCAGCACCGGCCCUACACCUGCUUCCACUGGCAUUUCGUGAACCAGCGGCGCCGCCGGUCCAUCCGCCGCCGCGACGGCACCUUCAACUACAGCCCCGACGUCUACUGCACCAAGUACGCCGAGGCCACGGGUCUCUGCCCGGAGGGCGACGAGUGCCCGUUCCUGCACAGGACCACGGGGGACACUGAGCGCCGCUACCACCUGCGCUACUACAAGACCGGUAUCUGCAUCCACGAGACAGACUCCAAAGGCAACUGCACCAAGAACGGGCUGCACUGCGCCUUUGCCCACGGGCCGCAGGACCUGCGCUCCCCGCUGUACGACAUCAGGGAGCUCCAGGCUAUGGAGGCCCUGCAGAAUGGCCAGGGCACUGUGGAAGGCGGUGUCGAGGGCCCGGCGGCGGGCGCGGCCAGCCAUGCCAUGAUUGAGAAGAGCCUCAGUGAGGAGCCUCGGUGGCAAGAGACCGCCUACGUGCUGGGGAACUACAAGACAGAGCCGUGCAAGAAGCCCCCGAGGCUGUGCCGCCAGGGCUACGCCUGCCCCUACUACCACAACAGCAAGGACCGGCGGAGGGGCCCCCGGAAGCACAAAUACAGGUCGUCGCCAUGUCCGAACGUGAAACAUGGAGAUGAGUGGGGAGACCCUGGCAGGUGUGAAAGUGGAGACGCCUGCCAGUACUGUCACACACGCACGGAGCAGCAGUUCCACCCCGAGAUCUACAAAUCCACCAAGUGCAAUGACAUGCAGCAGUCGGGGAGCUGUCCCCGCGGACCCUUCUGCGCCUUUGCCCACAUAGAACAGCCCCCCCUAAGUGACGACCUGCAGCCACCCUCAGCUGUGUCCAGCCCCACCCAGCCAGGCCCGGUCCUGUACAUGCCAUCUGCUGCCGGAGACGCGGGGCCUGUGAGCCCCUCCAGCCCUCGUGCCCCAGACCUCAGCACUCUCCUCUGUAGAAACAGCAGUCUGGCUAGCCCGUCGAACCUCUGCGGCUCCCCCCCGGGAUCCAUCAGGAAGCCCCCCAACCUGGAGGGCAUAGUUUUCCCUGGGGACCCCAGCCUCGCACCUGGCAGCUAUAAGAAGGCCCCUGGCUUUGAGAGGGAGGACCAGGUGGGAGCCGAGUACCUAAAGAACUUCAAAUGCCAGGCCAAGUUAAAACCCCACUCACUAGAGCCCAGGAGUCAAGAGCAGCCCCUGCUGCAGCCCAGACAGGACAUGCUGGGCCUGCUGCCCGUGGGCAGCCCCCUGACCUCCAGCAUCUCUUCUAGCAUCACCUCCAGCUUGGCGGCCACGCCCCCCAGCCCCGCGGGCCCCAGCAGCGCCCCCGGCAUGAACGCCAACGCGCUGCCCUUCUACCCCACCAGCGACACGGUAGAGUCGGUCAUAGAGUCGGCCCUGGACGACCUGGACCUGAACGAGUUCGGGGUGGCCGCCCUGGAGAAGACUUUCGAUAGCGGCCCGGGGCCUCACCCAGGCAGCAUCACCAUCGGCGGCAGCCUGCUGCAGAGCUCGGCCCCUGUGAACAUCCCCGGCUCCCUGGGCAGCUCGGCCUCCUUCCACUCCGCGUCCCCGUCCCCGCCCGUCGGCCUCUCCUCACACUUCCUGCAGCAGCCCCAGGGGCACCUAAGCCAGUCAGAAAACACAUUUUUGGGGACCUCCGCGUCACAUGGAUCUCUGGGUCUGAACGGGAUGAGCAGCAGCAUCUGGGAGCACUUUGCCUCGGGAAGCUUCUCCCCCGGCUCGUCCCCUGCCCUCCUGUCCGGGCCCGGUGCCGCGGAGCUGGCCCGGCUGCGGCAGGAGCUUGAGGAAGCCAACGGCACCAUCAAGCAGUGGGAGGAGUCCUGGAAGCAGGCCAAGCAGGCCUGUGAUGCCUGGAAGAAGGAGGCGGAGGAGGCCGGUGAGCGGGCCAGCACGGCGGGCGCCGAGUGCGAGCUGGCCCGGGAGCAGCGGGACGCGCUGGAGGCACAGGUGAAGCAGCUGCAGGAGGAGCUGGAGCAGCUGCACGCGGGACCCGACCCGCUGGCCCUGCCCGCCUUCUCCGACCUAGAGGCCCUCUCCCUUUCCACCCUCUACUCCCUCCAAAAGCAGCUGCGGGCCCACCUGGAGCAAGUGGACAAGGCCGUGUUCCACCUGCAGUCGGUGAAAUGCCUUAAGUGUCAGGCGCAGAGCCGGGCGGUGCUGCCGUGCCAACACGCCGUGCUGUGUGAGCUGUGUGCUGAGGGCAGCGAGUGCCCCGUCUGCCAGCCAGGCCGGGCCCACCCCCUGCAGUCGUGACCCUGCGCCCGGCCGCCUGGCCUGCUCUCCCCUAGGACUUUUUAAAGUAUAUAUAGAUAUAUAUAUAUGUAUGUAUGUAUAUGUAUAUGAUCCUAUAUAUGUAUACAUUGUGUGCGUGCGGGUAUGCGUGGGCGGCCAGCGUGUGAACAGUGUCUGUGUAUAUAUCUGUACAUGGAUGUAGACACACACUUUAAAACCGACUUACCAAGCACUUUUUAAAAGAAAAGACUAUUUUGCAGCCCCUUCCCCCUUUACUUCCCUCCCUGCAGAGACAAAGCCCCUCCCACAGGCCCUUUGGCCAGGAAUCUGUUUUGUGUCUCCUUUUUUAUGUAGGAACUAACUAUUUUUAACUUCUUUCUGGGCCUGAGCAGGGAAGGGCCUAGGGUGAAGGUGGGAGUACCUUCAGGGCAGGUGGAGGCAGCAGAGCAGUUCCAGAACUCGGCUCCCAGCUGUGAGAGUCCCCAGGAUUUCAAGGGUACGGGGUGUGCACUCGGGCGAACCAGCCGAACUCCUAGGCCGGUGUUCUCAACCUUCCUAGUGCCGCAACCCUUUCAUAUACUUGUGUUGUGGUGACCCCCCCACCACCACCAUAAAA
Molecule: messenger RNA, 3046 nt
Organism: Echinops telfairi (small Madagascar hedgehog)
Lineage: Eukaryota; Metazoa; Chordata; Mammalia; Afrosoricida; Tenrecidae
Gene: UNK
Product: unk zinc finger
Exons: 16
Coding region: 19-2451 (810 amino acids)
Biological process (GO): cell morphogenesis involved in neuron differentiation
Molecular function (GO): mRNA CDS binding; metal ion binding
Source: RefSeq, a predicted model, not a curated record